Messenger RNA from Scedosporium apiospermum, 1662 nucleotides. RefSeq names its product Proline-specific permease. Lineage: Eukaryota; Fungi; Ascomycota; Sordariomycetes; Microascales; Microascaceae. The transcript is spliced from 2 exons. Gene Ontology annotation, molecular function: amino acid transmembrane transporter activity. Gene Ontology annotation, biological process: amino acid transmembrane transport. Gene Ontology annotation, cellular component: membrane. The record is from RefSeq and is a predicted model, not a curated record. The coding region runs from base 1 to 1662 and encodes 553 amino acids.
AUGGAAAAAUCACCAACAGCAAGCCUGGGCGUAAUAGAAAACGCCCCGAACGGCGACCCGACCUUCCACGAUGUCGACGUCAGAGCACUGGACGGAGGAUCGUCAGACCUUCUGAAGAACCAAAAUCAGGUUAAGAGAGGGCUGAAAAGUCGGCAUAUUCAGUUCCUUGCCCUCGGUGGCGCUAUCGGUACUGGACUCUUCGUCGGCUCCGGUGUGAUUCUCUCCACCCUCGGACCCGCGCCCCUCUUCAUGGGCUACAUCUCCAUGAUGAUCGUCGUUUGGAACGUUAUGAACAAUCUGGCCGAGAUGGCAACCUACCUCCCCCUCAAGGGUGUCUCGGUCCCCUAUUUUGUCCAGCGAUUCGUCGAGCCUAGCUUGGGCUUCGCCUGCGGCUGGAAUUACUGGUACGCCUACGCCAUGCUUAUCGGAGCCGAAGCGUCGGCCGGCUCCAUUCUCCUCGAUUACUGGAACUCUCCCGUGCCGGCUGCCGUGUGGAUCACCAUUAUCCUGCUCGUGAUACUGGGCCUUAACAUUUUUGGCGUCGCCAUUUUUGGAGAAGCCGAGUUUUGGUUCGCCAGUAUCAAAUUCAUUACCAUCAUGGGACUCAUCCUCGUUAGUAUCGUCAUCAUGUGCGGUGGCGCGCCUAAUGGAGACGCGGUCGGGUUCCGAUACUGGAAUGACCCGGGAGCGUUCAAGGAGUACAUGGCCCCGGGGUCGACUGGUCGCUUCCUCGCCUACUGGAGCGGUUUCGCCCGUGCUGGUUUCGCCUUCAUCACAUCUCCCGAGCUGCUUGCGCUCGCUGCUGGUGAGACUGUGUCUCCUCGACGAAAUAUUCCCAAGGCCGCUGGACGUUUUGUCUGGCGUCUCGCCAUUUUCUACGGCCUCGGAUCUCUCAUGAUCGGAUGCAUCACCCCCUCCAACGACCCCAACCUACUGAACCCCGAGUCCAACGCCAACUCGUCCCCAUGGGUUCUCGGCAUUCAGCGUGCCGGUAUUGGCGCUUUGAACCACAUCAUCAACGCCGCCAUUCUAACUUCCGCCUGGAGCGCCGGAAACGCAUUUUUGUAUUCCGGCAGCCGUAUCCUCUACUCCCUCGCCCUCAACGGCCAGGCGCCGAAAUUCUGCGCCCGCACCGACAAGCGAGGUGUUCCCUACGUCGCCGUCCUCCUCACCUGGUCCAUCGGCCUGCUGAGCUACCUCAACGUCGACAACAACGCCGCCAAGGUCUUCAACUGGUUCAUGAACAUUAGCACCAUUAGCGGCUACAUUGCCUGGAUCGUCGUCAUGAUCACCUUCAUCCGUUGGCGCAAGGCCAUGGUGUUCCACGGCAUGAUGGACCGCCGGCCUUACAAGACGCGCUUCCAACCCUACGCGACGUACUUUUUCCUAUUUCUCCUGACUCUCUUGACCUUGACGAAUGGUUUCCAAAUCUUCUGGCCGUCCAAGUUCAACGCGGCGGAUUUCCUGGCGGCGUACAUCACCAUCCCCGCCUUCUUCAUCCUUUACAUCGGGCACAAGAUCUGGUUUAAGACGCCCCUGGCACGUCAGAUUGAGGAUGUUGACGUUGUUACAGGCGUCAAGGAGAUGGAGGAGCUUGCUGACAUGGAUGAGGAGCGCAAGCCGAAGAACAUAUGGCAAAAGAUUUGGUAUUGGGUUGCGUAG